Molecule: messenger RNA, 1512 nt
Organism: Ceratina calcarata
Lineage: Eukaryota; Metazoa; Arthropoda; Insecta; Hymenoptera; Apidae
Product: methyltransferase-like protein 5
Exons: 5
Biological process (GO): rRNA methylation; DNA repair
Cellular component (GO): nucleus; SOSS complex
Molecular function (GO): nucleic acid binding; rRNA (adenine-N6-)-methyltransferase activity
Source: RefSeq, a predicted model, not a curated record
GGCGCAUGGACUUAAAGCCGUGUAUCCACUUGUAUCAGAGAGAAACUUUCUCUCUGCUUGUAUCACAUCCUCGUGUAUUCUUCGUUUCUCGUUCCCCUUAAGAACUCCCUUUUAUAUUAUUAAUUACAUGUUGUUGGUAAUUAAUAAUUUCUUCACUUCUUGCCUCAUUUCCAGACUUGCAUUUCCAGUUCUCGUCUUUUAUUUCUUUUCUACUAAGCUAAACGGAAAAUCCAAUUGCAUUUCAUAGAGACGGUGGAUAUGUAACCUAUUCUCAGUUGUAAAUUUGUUUACAUAAAUAGAUUCGAAAUUUAAGUUGUAAAGAAAUACAGAGAGAGAAAGAACGUGAGAGAUUUCAAAUUUUGAUGGCUUUUUCACAACCGAAUUCGAGAGAAUUGCAAAAUCGAAAAAUCUUGGAGGAAUUGCAAUUGAAGAAACAGAUGCUCUUAAAACAAGGAGUUACACCAACGUUGAACACAUCAUUAGCUGUUACUUCGACAGGAUCUCCUUCUAAUUCACCUUCUGAUGGUGUUGCCAUGAGCGCAUCCCAAAGAGCAGCCUUGAACAAUGCGCAUGCUGCAUCAGCAGGAUACUUCGUGACACAGGAUUCUUCCUUCGGCAAUCUUAUUCUACCGGUUCUCCCUAGAUUCGAUGCUAAAUGAAGAGAGAAAAUGGCUAGCAUUCAGCUGCGCGAGUUAGAAGAGUAUUUACAACAAUUGGAUGGAUUUAACAAACCUAAAAUACUACUGGAACAAUAUUGUACUAGUGCACAUAUCGCGUCGCGUAUGUUGUAUUGUGCUCAGACACAAUAUGACGACAUAGAAGGACGUACGGUGGCUGACUUAGGUUGCGGAUGCGGCGUUUUAUCGCUUGGAGCACAAAUGCUUGGAGCAGGCCACGUAAUCGGCUUCGAGAUCGAUCCAGACGCGCUUGAGAUUCAAUCAAGAAACUGCAGUGAAAUAGAACUGUUCGUGGAAGCUGUACAGUGCGAUGUACUUCAGUACUUACCAGGUAGAUUUGAGAGAUACUUCGACACAGUGGUCAUGAAUCCACCUUUUGGUACGAAGCACAACGCGGGUACUGAUAUGAAGUUCUUAGAAAUCGCGAGUAAGAUAGCGUCGAAUGCCGUAUAUUCGUUGCACAAAACGAGUACGCGUGAUUACAUUCUACGAAAGGCUGGACAGUAUGGUGCUAAAGGCGAAGUCAUCGCAGAGCUGAGAUACGAUUUACCGAAAGCAUACAGGUUUCAUAAGAAAACUUCUGUAGAUGUUCAAGUAGAUUUUGUACGAUUUGAAUUAAAUCACUGAAUUUUUUUCUUACUUCGCGGAAUUUCGUGUACGACUUAAUACGUCCAAACAUUCUAUUUUGAUUAGAGUGCGUGUUCAAACGCAUGUGCAUGCGUGUGUGAAAACGAGUAUGAAUGAAAUAUUCUGAUAUAUACAUAAUAAAGUAGUUUCAAAGAAAAAUAAUUGUACAUAUCUAUUUAACAAAUCUGAUAAAAUGAUGUAAAAGGAA